AGUUUGAUGUUGAACCUUAAUAAAACUUUCUUCUUAUAUUCAUUAACCUUUUUUUUUUGGAAGCAUAUAUUCAAUUCAUUUACCUAAUCUAAUAGGAAGUACAAGUAUUUCUUAAACUACGGGUCUAUUCUCAUACGUUAAAAUUCAGUUUAGCUCAUCUCCUAAUUUCCUUCUCUUAUAAAAUAUUCAUUUCAGUUCAGUUCAUUCAAUGAGAACAGGCUCUACAUGUCAAAAUAUUAUGUUUUUUUUUUUUUUUUUAAAGAAAAUAAAAGGCUUAAAAGAGAGAUCCAAAAGUUACACACUGUAUAAAGCAAAUCCUGAUUGGUAGCAUGGCUGAAACAACUUGGAGCCAUUAAGCCAAGUGUUUGGCUUCACUACACCUAAUUCUAAAACCCCUCACAUUAAAUUUUAAAAUUAAAAAUUAAUUACAAAACUCAACACUCUAGUUAAAAUAAAAAUAAAAAUAAAAAACCUAAACUCAACCAUAGUUAAAAAACCCCCCCUAAAAACCCCUUCAGCAGAAACAUCAGGAGAAAGAAAAGAACAAGUCUCAAAGUCUGUUUUACACAAUCUUUCUUCUCUCUCUCACUUCACUCUCCCAUCCACCCUUACCUUGUUUUGGUAAACAAACCUCCCUUUUCCUUCACCAAAUUUCUCUUCCUAAUUUAUCACAUUCAUACAUUACUCUAUUUCUUUCACUCCCUCAUUCUUUUACAGCAGCGAGCCAGCGAGCCGAGGAGAAGGAAGAUGAAGACGUCGUCUAAGAGGAGUCACUCACAAUCCCACCCCCCGCCUCCUCUUCCGCUUCCUCGUCGUCGUUGUCGUGUUUCUCAUCCAAUUUCUAGUAAUGCUGCUGACUCCGCUAAUGGGUCGCCUUCGUCUCCGUCUUCGUCAUCGUCGUCGUCUUCGUCUUCCUGUAUAGUUGAUUAUCAUAUUCAUAAUGAUGAUAAAAAUAAAAAUGACCAAAUUCAAAUUGAUGACGACCAGAAGCCGCCUAAGCCGAAACGAACUAGAAGAAGGAGAGCACCCGUUAAUCCUAAAACUGAGAAAUGUACCAAUCCUUCUACCAAUCGUCGUAGCUCCAUUUACAGAGGUGUCACAAGACAUAGAUGGACAGGAAGAUUUGAAGCACAUUUAUGGGAUAAAAGUUCUUGGAAUAGCCUUCAAAACAAAAAAGGAAGACAAGUUUAUUUAGGAGCAUAUGAUAGUGAAGUAGAUGCAGCUAGGACGUACGAUCUAGCGGCACUUAAGUAUUGGGGACCAGAGACGACAUUAAAUUUUCCAAUAGAAAAUUAUACGGAAGAGGUUGAGGUCAUGCAAAAUGCGUCCAAGGAAGAGUACUUGGCGUCAUUGAGACGGAGAAGUAGUGGAUUUUCGAGGGGUGUUUCGAAAUAUCGUGGCGUGGCUAGGCAUCAUCAUAAUGGGCGAUGGGAAGCACGAAUUGGGCGCGUUUAUGGGAACAAAUACCUCUACUUAGGCACUUUCAGUUCACAAGAAGAAGCUGCUGCAGCAUAUGAUCUGGCUGCAAUAGAGUAUAGAGGCCCAAAUGCAGUGACUAAUUUUGAUAUUAGCAAUUACAUCGGUCGUGUGAAGAAUCUUAUGCCAAAGGUUGAAUCAGGGGAACCAAGUCCCAAACAAACAGAAGGUGCAGUGCCAAAAUUUCAGCAACAACAAAUAAAACAACAGAAAGAGGAAGAAGAGCUACAAGAUGAAGUGCCAGUAAAACAGCGAAAUUUGGCUGAUGUUGUACACCAGGAACAAGAUCAACAAAUGAGUAUUCCAUCUCAGCUUGAGGAGUCUAAGCUAGUUAACUCCAUUGAUCACCACCCAGCUAUGAUUGGGAUGGAGGGUGCUGAGGAUGCAAGAGAAAAUCCGUGGAGCUUUUGCUUGGAUACAGGGGGUUACGACCCCCUCUUGGUUCCGGAUAUUCCCUUUGAUGAAGAUGGCGGGCUGCUUGAUUUAUUCAAUCAGACCAAUUUUGAAGAGAAUAUUGAUAUGAUGUUUGAAGGAGAAGGAAAUUUGAUUAGUAUAGAUGACACCUUCUUCGAUGGCACAGACGUCAUAGGCUGUCAAACUUCCGAGGAAUUAGACAAGAAGAUGGAGAUUGUGCCUAAGGUGGAGGAGAAUUCACUUUCUUUUUCAUCGUCCUCCCCAUCAUCUCCUUCUUCGAUUACUAGCUUAGACUCAUGUCAGCUGUAACGCGAGCGUAAUGCAUUUUAAGAACUGUUUCUUCUCCUUUCCCCCUCUUUUUAAAUUUUAGUUUAGUUUCUCGUUUUCAGGCUCUUGAUUUAGCUUUGUGUUUGUUUAAAUUUGUUUGGUUUUAGUUUUUCUUUUCUUUUCUUUUUUUUUUUUAAAAAAAAAUAGGUUAGUUGUUGAAUUGAAGAUCUUAUGAAUGGAUAGGAAAAAUUCCAAACAUGUCAUUACUCUUCUGUUGUAGGAAAAUCGAAAUUUUGUUUCUUGAAUUUGAGUUUUGUUUUAGUAUGUGGGAGAAAAAAAAGUUAUUCACUCUAUUUCAUAAUAUUAGUGCCUAUUUUAUUUUAUAUAAAACUA
Molecule: messenger RNA, 2550 nt
Organism: Chenopodium quinoa (quinoa)
Lineage: Eukaryota; Viridiplantae; Streptophyta; Magnoliopsida; Caryophyllales; Amaranthaceae
Product: ethylene-responsive transcription factor WRI1-like
Exons: 7
Coding region: 748-2199 (483 amino acids)
Biological process (GO): regulation of DNA-templated transcription
Molecular function (GO): DNA-binding transcription factor activity; DNA binding
Source: RefSeq, a predicted model, not a curated record